Cucurbita pepo subsp. pepo (vegetable marrow) is the source of this 1164-nucleotide messenger RNA. RefSeq names its product wall-associated receptor kinase galacturonan-binding protein. Lineage: Eukaryota; Viridiplantae; Streptophyta; Magnoliopsida; Cucurbitales; Cucurbitaceae. Gene Ontology annotation, molecular function: polysaccharide binding. The record is from RefSeq and is a predicted model, not a curated record.
AAAAGCAACAAAAUAGCCCCUUUACCCAUCCAACAAAUUCCCUUAUGCUUCCAUUCCCUCAUCACACCAAACCCAUCUCCCAAAACAAUGCCACUCUCCCACUACUCUGUUCUCAUCCUCACUCUGUUUCUCUUCUCAACCCCAAUUCAAUCCACCAAAUGCCGAACUUCCUGCGGCCAAAUUCAAAUCAAUUACCCAUUUGGCAUCGACGACGGCUGCGGCAGCCCAUACUACCGCCACAUUCUUGACUGCACCGACUCCGGCAAGCUCGAAUUAAGAACCCCCUCAGGCAGAUACCCAAUUGAAACCAUAAGCUACAUAGAACGCCACAUCAAAAUCACCGACCCCUUUAUGUGGAAUUGCGACGAUGCCGACAAUUUCCGCCCCACAAGACCCUUCAGCCUCGACACAAGCACCCACCUCUCGCUCUCCUCCCAAAACGACUACCUGUUCUUCAAUUGUAGCGAAGAUAACGUAAUUGUGGCCCCGAAGCCGAUGUUCUGUGAGCGGUUUCCAGAGCGGUGCGAUUCGUCGUGCGAUAGUGCGAGCUAUCUGUGCAGGCACUUGCCGAAGUGCGGUGGAGGGUUGGGGGCGAUGUCGUGCUGCUCGUAUUAUCCGAAGGCGACGGAAUCAUUGCGGCUGAUGCUUAGGUACUGUUCGAGCUACACGAGUGUGUAUUGGAAGAGCAUUGGGGCGCCGGAUCAGCCGUACGAUCAGGUGCCGGAAUAUGGGAUUCGGGUUGAUUUUGAUAUUCCGGUGUCGACCAAGUGUUUGCAUUGUCAGGAUAUGGUGAAAGGAGGAGGAACUUGUGGAUUCGAUACUCUGAGUCAAGAGUUUAUGUGCCUCUGUGGGGAACGGAAUGUUACUACUUUUUGUGGAGAUCACGACCAGUCUCAACAAAAGAGGAAGGUUGUAGUAAUUUCAGGGACAGCAGCGGCCGUGUCGGGUGUCGGGUUGUUCGUAGUUGCAGCGGCUGCUAUAUGGUUCUUAAGAAGAGUAAGAGCCAAAGCUCCGGUAACCUGCGGGGUUCAAACCAACGACAAUAGGCUUUUUUAAUCAUCCAUUUUAUAAUGUUGUAAUUUAAUCAAAAAUACUUUAGAUUAAUUAUACAAUUUUGUAGAAAUAUGAGUGUACGGUUUAUUAUAGUCAAAUAUCUUAUAUCCA